Messenger RNA from Musca domestica (house fly), 3787 nucleotides. RefSeq names its product DNA-binding protein Ewg (gene ewg). Gene Ontology annotation, biological process: regulation of transcription by RNA polymerase II. Gene Ontology annotation, molecular function: RNA polymerase II cis-regulatory region sequence-specific DNA binding; DNA-binding transcription factor activity, RNA polymerase II-specific. NCBI's taxonomy places the organism in Eukaryota, Metazoa, Arthropoda, Insecta, Diptera, Muscidae. Gene Ontology annotation, cellular component: nucleus. The record is from RefSeq and is a predicted model, not a curated record.
AUCGUUGUCUUCCAUUUUCGUGUUGUUCGCUUGCAAAAAAUUUCUGUUUCAUCGAUUUGCGUGAAAAUGUUGAGAGUUUUCUUUAGUAAAAAGCGAUAAAAUUUGUGGAAAAUUUGGCCAAAAACAAAGUGCAAUGUGAAGUGCAACAAGCGCAGCGAGAAUUUUAGAUGGAGUUAAAAUCUGAUGCAGAAAUAUUGUCAACAAAAUUUACACGCAGGUCAGAGAUUGAAGCUUCUUACAAAAACAUCUUCACGCGGACAUCUUCACUUCUAACUUCUUACUAUCUCUUUUGUGCUAAUUAAUAUAUAAGACGAAACAAAAAGGAGAAGUGCAAUAACAACAAAAAGAAAUAUAGUUAUAAGCAACGAAACCAAAUAUUUGGGUCUAUAAAACCCACAACCACCCCUAAAGGAAAGGAAAGGCUUUCAACCAACUAUUGGAAGAAGUUGGCUGGCCCUUUCAAAAUUCACAUCUUUUCUCACACCCACAUACACCUAUAAUCAUAAUAUAAUCCCCCUUCACCAUGAAUGUCGCCACAAUAUCAACCGUCUCCAAUGCCACACAGGCUGCUGUGGAAAGUAUACAAAAUCAUGGCCAAAAACAUCAAACCACCUAUAAAAUUGAAAUGCUCGACGACAGUAUGGCCUCAGACGAUGACGAUGAUGAUAUGAUCAGCAGUGAUGGUAGCAUUUUCGAUGAAAAUGAAUUGGCUGCCGUACAAGAUGAUCUAGCCAAUCAAUUGGCUGCUGCAGGACCAGUGGGUGUGGCGGCCGCCGCCGCCAUUGCAUCAUCGAAAAAACGCAAAAGGCAACAUUCGUUCGAAACGAAUCCGUCGGUGCGUAAACGACAACAGAAUAGAUUAUUGCGUAAACUGCGCGGUAUAAUCUAUGAAUUCACAGGACGUGUGGGUAAACAGGCUGUUGUGUUGGUUGCCACCCCAGGCAAACCGAAUACAAGUUACAAAGUGUUUGGUGCCAAACCUCUCGAAGAUGUUGUGCGUAAUCUUAAGAAUAUUGUUAUGGAUGAAUUGGAAAAUGCUUUGGCACAGCAAGCACCACCGCCGCCACAGGAGGACCCAUCGCUGUUCGAAUUGCCGCCUCUGAUUAUAGAUGGUAUACCAACACCGGUGGAGAAAAUGACACAGGCCCAAUUGAGGGCGUUCAUACCGUUAAUGUUGAAAUACUCCACGGGGAGGGGUAAACCCGGUUGGGGCCGUGAGGCCACCAGACCACCAUGGUGGCCCAAAGAACUGCCCUGGGCCAAUGUGCGUAUGGAUGCCAGAUCAGAGGAUGACAAACAAAAGAUCUCCUGGACCCAUGCCUUGCGUAAAAUUGUCAUCAACUGUUAUAAAUAUCAUGGCCGUGAAGAUUUACUACCCACAUUUGCCGACGAAGAUGAUAAAGUCUCCCAACUGAUCUCACACGAAGAAGAAGACGAGGAAGAAGAGGUGAUUGUACAGCCUGUCAAUAAUAACAAUAAUACUACCACUACCAUACAAACUGUAACAAAUGCUCCAACUAAUAAUACGACAACAACUAAUGUAAGGCAACAAGUAAAUGUGGUUAAAAUAAAUAGUUCGGGUACAGUUAUAACCACAACAAAUCCACACAAUCCAAAUAAUCCAGGACCGACGAUUAUACAGAGUACGAAUGAUCAGCAUAUAACAACAACGGCCAGAUUACCGGCAUCAACGAAAAUUGAAUUGUGUCCAGCACCGAUAACGCAAAUUACCACACAUCAUCAGCAGCAGCAGCAACAACACCACCAACAGCAGCAGCAACAACAACAUCAUCAGCAAACAACAGCAGCAUCAUCAGCAACAACAACAACAGCAGCAGCAUCAUCAGCAACAACAACAUCAUCAACAGCAGCAACAUCAUCAGCCACAACAACAGCAGCACAACAGCAUCAAACCCAUCAGACACAACAACAUCAACAGAUUCAUACAACAACGAAUGCCGCGCAGACCAUAGCCAAUGCCCAAGUGUGCAUAGAACCCAUGACACUGGGAGAUGUUGAUUACACCACUCAAACGGUUUUGUCUACCAUACAAAAUGCCGAUGGCACUGUGUCCCUAAUACAGGUUGAUCCAAAUAAUCCUAUUAUCACAUUACCAGAUGGUACAACCGCCCAAGUGCAGGGUGUUGCUACGCUUCAUCAGGGUGAAGGUGGUGCCACCAUACAAACUGUCCAAAGUCUUGCCGAUGUUAAUGGUCAUGAGAAUAUGACCGUUGAUUUAACCGAAGCCACUGUUGCCCAGGAUGGACAAAUAUAUAUAACAACUGAAGAUGGUCAAGGUUAUCCCGUUUCGGUUAGCAAUAUGAUCACCGUACCCGUCUCCGCUUCAAUGUAUCAAUCCAUGAUGGCCAAUAUACAGCAGAUUCACACAAACAGUGAUGGCACUGUGUGUAUAACACCAAUGCAGGUAGAUGCUUCUAACAACAACAACAGCAAUAAUGUUAAUAAUAAUAGUAGUAGUAGCAAUCAUGAUAAUGGCACAAAUGGAGGAAAUGAAGAUGAGACAAGUGGCAAUGGAAAUGGGGGUGGUGCUGGUGGUGUUCCUGUGACACCACAACAAUUCCAAUGCUAUUCAAUAAUGGCAGCAACACCCAUUGCCACGCAACGUUUGUUGGCCCAUGGUGGAUUGGGUCAGAGUCAUAAUCUGGUGCAGGCUUUAAAUUUUAACAGCAACAACAAUAACAAUAGCUGUAAUAGUAAUAGUAGUGGUAAUAAUAGUACCAACAGUGAUAAUAGCAGUAGUAGUAGUAAUUGUAACAACAAUACCGGUAGUACAAACAAUAACAACAAUAUACGUUGCCAAAUAAUAAAUGCAUCUAGUUUAGUAACAGCUGCAGCAGCAACAAACAAUUCUAGUCAACAACAAAACGCCCAACAGCAGCUACAACACCAUCAUCAGACCAUCAUAAAUCAACAGAGCCUAACAAAUGUUUUACAAAAUGCCGGGGCGAAAGUUUUUAUUGCCGCCAAUCCGGCCCAUUUGAAUUUAACAGCUGCUAAUUUGCUCAACAAUAACGAUGCCACAACGGCCAACAAUAACCACAUCAAUGUUAAAGCCAACAACAAUGGCCAAAUAAAAUUUGCCACUGCCUUGCCAAUUGUUGUUGCCACGGCCAAUGCACAGCAACACCCAACGGCAGCAGCAGCGGCUCUAAUUGCAACAACAGCUGGUGCUGCUGCUGGUGGAAUGGGAGUUACUACUGCUGGCAUGGCCAAUAAACAACAUCGUAGGCGCAAUCAUGGCCCUGCUGCAGACACGACAAACAACUGCAAUAAUAGUAACAACAAUUAUUUGAAAACCGGCCAUAAACGUCGUAAACACAACAAUAUGAGCCAAGUUGUUGUUGUGCCCGUUAAAAUCGAGGAAGGUGUUGACAUCAACACUUCUACAACAACGUCCGGGGCAUCAGCAUUGUUGCACUCGAGCAGUGAUGACACCACUAAUCGUAAUAAUCAUGCCGAAGGUCUUUUAGAUAUACAAAUUGUUGAUGACAGCUUAGCUAACGAUGGGAGUCGUUGCGGGCGGGGGGAUGAUGUUGUCAAUGAUGGUGUUGCUAAUGCUGGUGUUGAUACAAAUCCUGUAUCUGCUGCCGGUAGUAGUAGUGGCAGUGAUGCGGCGGGUAGUAUUGUAGGUGUCUGUGGGGUUGGUAGUGUACGGGUUGGCAAUCGCCUACUAAGUGUUGAUGUCUCCAAGACCAUUAAAUUGGAAUCGCUAGAUAAGUAGUUUGUUUCGUUGCGUCAAGGAGCAAUGAAUAUGAAUGGGAUUUAG